UGUUACAAGAACGACGGGAUAUAUAUAGCCAACUUUGAGAUCCAGCCCUCCGGGCCCCAGCUCCCAACAAGCGAGCCAACAAACAGUUCUCAAUACCAACAGAGACUCCAUCCAUCCGCAUUUGAAAUAUGUAAUGGUCAGAGAAUAAUAAUACACGCUCAUAUUUCGAUUCAAACUUAGACUUGGGUCCCACCCGCGGUUCAUGCUAUCAUCUGUUUUCCGCGGGCAACUUGAACGAGUCAACUUGAACGAGUCAACGAACGCCGCGGGAAACUUGACCGGCCAAUUGCCAGCACCGGAACACUAUCAACACCACUCCUUAGGCGGCCUACUAAUAAGGUCACAUAUCGGUAGCGUUUGUGAGGUGGGGGAGGGGGAUGGCGAUGGCGAAGUAUAAAACCAGUAGAUCUCGCAUGCAACGUAACAGACUCUGUGCAUCAACCUGCUGUGAGGUUUUACUAUUCGCACUAUAUCCAGACAAGCCUCACACUAAUACGUCGUCCUCGAAAGCACCUCUACACCUCGAAGAAGUCAUUUCUUACCGGGUUUUCAGCCAUGGGUUCCGUUGGCACCAAUGAGACCUUUUGGGCCAAGCACGACAAAUAUGUCAUGAGCACGGGCGUCCCUCCGUGCCCUGUGGUUGUCACCAGGGCCAAGGGUACCCGUCUGUACGACGAGUCUGGGCGGUCGAUCCUGGACUUCACGUCGGGCCAGAUGAGCUCACUGCUGGGCCACUCGCACCCUGAGAUCGUGGAGGUGGUACGGCAGUCCGUGGGGGAGCUGGACCACCUCCUCUCCAACAUGGUCACGCGGCCGGUGGUUGAACUGGCAGAGCGCCUCGCCAGGUUCCUGCCGCGCCCGCUCGAGAAGUCCUUCUUCCUCAACACGGGGUCCGAGACGACCGAGGCGGCCAUCAAGAUGGCCAAGAUGUACACGGGGAACUUUGAGAUCGUGGCGUUCAGCGCGUCUUACCACGGCCUGACGUACGGUUCUGGAAGCGCGACUUAUUCGACGGGCAGGAGGAAUGGCGGGCCCACGAUGCCGGGGCAGCUGGCCUUUCCAGCACCGUACGCCUACCGAUCCAUAUUCCGUAAGGCUGACGGGAGUUAUGACUGGGAGAAGGAGAUGGAUUUUGGCUGGGCGAUGAUCGACCGGCAGUCCGUGGGAUCGCUGGCGGCGUUUAUCCUGGAGCCGAUCCUCUCGACAGGAGGGAUCCUGGUGCCGCCAAAGGGGUAUCUGGCACGGCUGGCCGCUGAGUGCCGGAAGCGUGGGAUGCUACUCAUCCUCGACGAAGCACAGACGGGGGUGGGCCGGACCGGGAAGAUGUUCUGCUUUGAACACGAGGAGGGAGUGGUGCCGGACAUACUGUGCCUUUCAAAGACGCUGGGGUGCGGCUUGCCGCUGGCGUCGGUGAGCACGACUGCUGAGAUCGAGAAGGGGCUCAAGGAGGGCGGGUUCCUCUGGUUGACGACACACUUGAACGACCCAUUGACUGCAGCGGUGGGAUGCAAGGUCCUUGAGAUCGUGGAGAGGGACAGGAUGGCGGAACAGGCGGCGGAGAGGGGAGAGCAGCUUCACAAGGGGUUGCUCAAGCUGCAGGAGAAGUACUGGUGCAUCGGGGAUGUUCGGGGGAUAGGACUGAUGCAAGGCAUUGAGAUCAUCUCGGACAAGGAGGCAAAGACGCCAGGGCCCGAGAUAGGACAGGCUGUCAGCGACAGAGCCAUGGAGGUUGGGCUGUCGUGCAACGUGGUCAACCUGCCGGGGAUGGGAGGGGUCUUCAGGCUCGCGCCCUCUGUCACGGUGUCUGCCGAGGAGAUCGAGGAGGGACUGAGGAUUCUAGACGAGUCGUUUGGAUACGUGCUCAAGGAUCGUGGCGCAGCAGGCAGCACUCCCUAGUAUCGCACCGCGGUGUUUGGUGUUGUUGGCUGUGGCUCCAUGGUGAAUGAAACGGCGCGUCAAGCCUCAAAUGCCAAUCAGCUUAGACGCGAUGUGUGAUGGAGCAUUGGAUCUGAAACCAGCCCACGAUGCUGCAUAUGUGGAUGGAUUGUGGAGUGAUUAUUGGCGAUGGGGACUAGGGGAUUAGUCCAACACCCACGAGCUGCCGGCAGCAAGUGUGCCGUGCUAGGCGGGAGAUCUUCAGCAGUGGCGCCCAGGGAGAGGCCCAGAGACGAGCAGGAGGGAGAAGCUCUGCACAGCCAGACAGCUGUCAUC
Diaporthe batatas is the source of this 2211-nucleotide messenger RNA. RefSeq lists its product as uncharacterized. Gene Ontology annotation, molecular function: pyridoxal phosphate binding; transaminase activity. The record is from RefSeq and is a predicted model, not a curated record. The transcript has a single exon. The coding region runs from base 556 to 1896 and encodes 446 amino acids. Gene Ontology annotation, cellular component: mitochondrion. Lineage: Eukaryota; Fungi; Ascomycota; Sordariomycetes; Diaporthales; Diaporthaceae.